AUGACUUAUCCUUCAUAUCAAACAGUUCUUUUUCUAGAAGAUGGUACAUUGUAUCAUGGUUGGUCUUAUAUAAAUUCCUGCUUAUCAAUAGGAGAAAUUGUAUUUAAUACCGGCAUGACAGGUUACCAAGAAAUUAUUACUGACCCAAGUUAUUCACAACAAAUUAUUACAUUUACUUAUCCGGAAAUUGGCAAUACUGGCGUAAAUCAUGAAGACAAUGAAUCAAAUCAAAUACAUGUCAAAGGAAUAAUUGCAAAAAACAUAUCUUAUCAAGCUAGUAAUUGGAGAAAAAAUCAAUCUUUUAUAGAAUAUAUUUUAGAAUAUAAAAUACCUCAUAUUUUUGGUAUAGAUACUAGAGCACUUACUAAACAUCUGCGCAAGAAUGGUGUAAUGAAUGGCUGUAUUUCGAAUAAAAUUUUAGAUAUAAAUCAUCUAAACCAUAUUCUUAAUCAAUCUCCUUCAAUGCAAGGAAGAAAUUUAUCGAACUUAGUAACAACAGAUAUCUCGUAUAAAGCAAAUAUGAUGCAUGUCAGAUACAAAACAUAUGCUUACAUUAAUCACAAAAAACACAACCUGCACAAAGAAUCAAUAAAUAUCGUAGUUAUAGAUUUUGGGGUAAAGUAUAAUAUUUUAUCAAGAUUAGCAGACUAUGGAUGCAAUAUUAACGUAGUACCAGCAAAUAGUACAUAUAGUGACAUUAAAAUAUUAAAUCCAGAUGGUAUCCUUUUGUCUAAUGGUCCCGGUGAUCCAUCAUCCAUGAUUAACUCAAUAAACAAUCUUAAAAUAUUGAUAGAAGCUGUACAUAUACCUAUCUUUGGUAUUUGCAUGGGGCAUCAAAUAUUAAGUUUAGCAUUAGGAGGAAAAACAUUUAAAUUAAAAUUUGGUCAUAGAGGUUUGAAUCAUCCGGCAGGUAUUCAUCAAAAAGCCGAAAUUACAAGUCAAAACCACGGUUUUGCUGUUAGAAUUAAUUCUUCAAUUUCAGACUUGUUAGCAAUUACACAUUUUAAUUUGAACGACUGUACCGUUGCAGGCAUAUUACACAAAAAUAAACCUAUAUUUUCUGUUCAGUAUCAUCCAGAAGCAAGUCCCGGACCGCAUGAUUCGGAUUAUUUAUUUAAUCAUUUUUUUCACUUAAUAAAGCUCAUAAAAUAUAAGUAA
Molecule: messenger RNA, 1158 nt
Organism: Chondrus crispus (carragheen)
Lineage: Eukaryota; Rhodophyta; Florideophyceae; Gigartinales; Gigartinaceae
Source: the annotation of a RefSeq genome assembly